AUGCUGGAGAAGACCCCGGAUGGCAAUCGCAUUGUCCUGGUCCGGCCAAAUCUCGAGACCGCCGAGAAGCUGGACGAUUGGGCGGUGAUCGUUCGGCCGAUCACGCCGCAGGACCCGGACGUGCCGGCCUCCUUCCGGCAAACGCACAUCUUCCGCAUCGGGGAGUUCAUCAGCGCCUUCCACCCUCCGCGGGUGGAGGGCCCCGGCAUGCGCAUGUCCACCGACCCGGCCCGGCGCUGGCUGGCCUCGCGGCGGUUCACCAACCAGGGCGUCGAGACGGCCGACGAUGCUGGCGAGCCGAUCUUCACCGUUGACAAUGAGGGCAUCACCCUGCGAACGGCCGUCACCAAGAGCCCGUUCAUGGCCGGGCGCCUGUGUCGCGCCAAGUUCGAUGGCAAUGGCGUCUCCUUCAUCGGCUGA
Molecule: messenger RNA, 420 nt
Organism: Fonticula alba
Lineage: Eukaryota; Rotosphaerida; Fonticulaceae
Exons: 1
Coding region: 1-420 (139 amino acids)
Source: RefSeq, a predicted model, not a curated record